CUCACUGUCUGUUACCGCUUUCCUUGCGUCGAGUGGCGCCCACGACGACAGCUCAUGAUGCAGGCCGCCAUAUCUACGAAGCGAUCGCAAGCACCUCCUGCCGGUCCCGCCCCUGCUGCGCCUUCCACGGGCGACAGCGCACUUCGUGCACCCAGAAGGGACAGUCACGCCCUCCGGUCGAUCCUGACGGACGCUGGUGACAAAAGGAAGGGCGACGCCACCAAGACGACCACGUUCAGUCCUUCCGCCGAAGCGACCCAGAUAGCCCAAGAAGAAGAACCGGAGGUCAAGAGGAAAGCAUCCGCGCCUUCCAAGGGAAUCGUCGCCACGCUCCUCAGUCCGGUGCAAGCUAUUGCCAACCGCUUCAAGAGUGGAAGGGUAGACUCCCUCGAAGUCAUGCGCAAGCGCCGGAGUCAGAAAGACGAGGAGUCUCACCCAUUCCCGGUCCAGCUGUGUCUGGCGGUGUGCUUAACGGCCGCCCUAAUCAGUGCACUGACCAUCUACGUGCUCAUCGACUUAUCGUUUUCCAGAGCUAGUACCAAGUGGACAGCAGAUACCGAGCCUACAGAAAAUGCCACUGGCGGCGGCGAUGAACGACUUCAGAGAAAAGGACGCGCACCAUUUGGACGCGAUGUACAAGCGUGCACGUGACACCGACGAAGCCAGCAGCGAGCCGCCGCCGGGUGAACCACCGGCAGACGAUGACGACGACUUCGCCGAUGCGCUCGAAGCAGGGACGACAUUUAGGCCCCGAUUGCAUGGAGCGUGAUGUCCCUGUAACGUUCUCCUCAUUGUACCGUUACGCAACGCGUUUUCUUGUUCUCACCGCAUGUAAAAGCAUAUCGAUACGCACAUUAUCCUACGCACUUGAUCAUAUCCAAGAAUCGAUCACUUAGCGUAAAGAAAAUAUUUCCAUGUGAAUACUGCAGCCCUUCAAGGCUGUCGCAGUGGAGGGGCACAGGAAUAAACACGGUGAAAGACACUUAAAGACACGCGCCUUAUAUACCAACUGCAAGGUGGAAAAGAA
This is a messenger RNA of Dermacentor silvarum, 1027 nucleotides long. RefSeq lists its product as uncharacterized. The record is from RefSeq and is a predicted model, not a curated record. The transcript is spliced from 6 exons. The coding region runs from base 55 to 651 and encodes 198 amino acids. NCBI's taxonomy places the organism in Eukaryota, Metazoa, Arthropoda, Arachnida, Ixodida, Ixodidae.